Messenger RNA from Acanthosepion pharaonis, 3243 nucleotides. The record is from the annotation of a GenBank genome assembly. Lineage: Eukaryota; Metazoa; Mollusca; Cephalopoda; Sepiida; Sepiidae.
AUGGCAGGAGGAGCUGUUAUUUGUGAUCGUCGCAUUCUUGGUGUUCAGCUAGUACAGGGUCCUUCCCGAAGUCUCUGUCUCGGGGUUCUCUCUGUGCCUGCGUACAUGCUCAGUAAUCACACAACCAGUAAUAUGCGUUCACUGCUGCAAACCCAACUCCACAAGCAUCUACCCACAAACUUCACAUUCCGUACUUGCAGAGGGUGGCCGAUACUCCCUGAGCAAGAGAAAGAUGUCCCAAUUGAAGAAAUUGUCUCCAGUGACUGCUGUAUCCAUAUUGAGCGCUACUUUGGAGUUCCUAGGAUUGGAGUGAUGAACCAAAUGGGUGAGGGCCUUGGCUACACCUUGGCUGAGUAUACAAUGUCCUUAUCAAACCUUCGAGAUUUGCUCGUGUCUCGUAGAAUCAUCAGCAGAGAAGUUCCAUUCAUCUUUUUAACAUCCAACCAGUGGCCAGUGAGUAUCAUUCAGGAAAAAUCUCUGCAGGUGAUGGAUGUUCUGGUGGAUAGUUAUAUACGCCUCCAAGUCUGUCAUUCUGCCCAGGAACGUAUCCAACAGGAGAACAGCGCUGAAAAAAUGGACACAAGACGAAAAAGAAAAUUUUCGGAAAUGUCACUGAAUCAAAUGCAACCUGUUGACUGUGAAGGUGAAAGUUCUAGGGCAAAAUCACUGAAUUAUACAAAUCAAGGCAAACAAAUCCUCCUCAGCUAUGUGAGGGCCGAAUCUUCUCAGUUAGCAAGUUGUCUGAAGGCAGAGCUCCUUGCCCUCAAUGUCAGUGUAUUUUUGGAUGUGGAUGAGAUAAAGAGCGGUGUCGACUGGCAGGAUUCUCUGAAUGAAGCAGUCACAAAGUGUGAAGUUUUUAUCCCCCUUCUGACGCCACGUUAUGGUCAAACACGCUGGACUAACCGUGAAGUAAAACUUGCUGAUGUUCUGGGAAAGUUUAUUCUGCCUAUAAACCUCCAAAAUGAGUGGCCACCAAGUUGCUUGGCCAUACAACUGGCUACGACUCAAUAUAUUGAUGGUUUCAAGAUUUCUGAGGCCUGUAAGUCUCCUCAUCACUCUGUACAGAAUUUAAGUCCCAAACCCGACGGUCUUCCAGUUAAUGUAAAAUUGAUUGCUAAGGAGAUUCACAAGUGUUUGAAGUCUUUAAAUGAAAACAGACCGCAUUCUCUGGAACGGAAACCAUCUUUAUUUCGACGGACAUCGAAGAUCAACAACUGCCCGAUGAAUGCUGUUCAAUUCCAGAACUUUUAUGGAGAAGGUCCUUCCACAUAUAACCAGAAAACGCUUAUAGUUGUUAGUCUUCACCAAGAACAAUAUGCUUUUGGUUGCCAAAUAAAACAAUGGCUGCAAGAAGACGGCUUUAAUAUAUGGCUGACAACAGAACUUGACUCCAAUUGUAAUUCCCAAAUAGGAUGUCAGAAAUUCCAGGAGAAAGCUGAUGAAGCAGCAGCAAUCAUAUUUGUUCUCUCGAAAGCCUAUACAUCUAGUGGGAGAUGUCUGCAACAGUUUUUAAUAUUGCGUCUCUUUUUUUAUUCUCUUCAUUGCCUUUUCGUUCUUCUGCAUGUGUUGUUAUCACCUCUCGGUCCCUCUGCCUGCACUGUCACCUCUUGUUCUCUCGGUCUGUGCUGUCACCUUUCUUUCCUUCUUCUGGCUUCCUUCUCUCUUGCCAUGCUCUCCUCUUUCUUUCUCUGGGGCUAUACUCUUCUCUUUCCUUCUCUUUCUCUACAUGUUCUCUUUCCUUCUCACUUUUUCCUUCUCUCUCUUUCCUUCUCACUUUUUCCUUCUCUCUCUUUCCUUCUCACUUUUUCCUUCGCUCUCUUUCUUUCUCACUUUUUCCUUCUCUUUCUUUCUCUCUUUUUCCAUCUCUUUCUUUCUCUCUUUUUCCUUCUCUUUCUUUCUCUCUUUUUCCUUCUCUCGCUGUGCUCUCUCUUUCUCUCCUUCUCUUUCUCUCGCUGUGCUCUCUCUCUCUCCUUCUCUCGCUGUGCUCUCUCUCUCUCUCCUUCUCUUUCUCUCGCUGUGCUCUCUCUCUCUCUCCUUCUCUUUCUCUCGCUGUGCUCUCUCUCUCUCUCCUUCUCUUUCUCUCGCUGUGCCCUCUCUCUCUCUCCUUCUCUUUCUCGCUGUGCCUCUCUCUCUCUCCUUCUCUUUCUCUCCUUUGUGCUCUCUCUUUCUCCUCCUCUUUCUCUCGCCGUGCUCUCUCUCUCUCCUUCUCUUUCUCUCGCCGUGCUCUCUUUCUCUUUCCUUCUCUCACCACCUUCUUUUUUCUCUCGCUCUUUCUCACUCUGUGCCCUCCUCUUUUCCUCCCCACCCCAGCCCUCUUUUCUUCCACCUUCCUCAUUAUUCAUGCCCUCUCUUCCUUCCCCUGAUGUUCACCAGCCCAACUUCCAGCAGCUGUUAGUAAAAUGGGUGCGAGAAAUUCUUGAUCCAAAAACUCAGUCUUCCCAAGAUCAAAGUGAAUGCAAUGAAUUGGAAGUGAAAUGCAUUAUGCAGAAUCUUAAGCAGAAAGUGAACCUUGAGAAGUGUAUCUACAUUACAGGCACAUCUGCACCUGAUGAGGCCACAAGCAACUUGUGUAGAUCUAUUGGCAAACACCUUGCAUCUAUUGUUGGUAUACAACUUGUAACAAGUGGCUAUUAUGGAGUGGCACAAGAAAUCUGCAAAGGUUUCCUACAGAAACACAGUUCCAAUGCAAAUUCGUAUGCAUCUAUUACUCACAUACUUCCAAAAAUUGACUGUAAGAAGCCAAAGGAAAAUGGAGAAUGCUCCACUUUGGUUCCUGGACAGACUCUUUAUUUUGGCUCUGGCCGUCACCAAAGAGACAUCAUAGCUGCUCAUGCCUUUGAACGAUGUAUUCUUGUUGAGGGUGAACCGGAUAUGGCUUCCAUGACUCAGCACUUUGUGUGGAAUGACAACAUUGUGAUUCCAGUGAGUUGCUACAAGAACAAGGACAUUUUUCCUGAAAAAAUAUUUGAGCCUCCUUCUGGUGUUGAAGAAUCUGAUUGGUUGUAUGUAACCCAAGGAGAACAUGAACAAGACUCUGUCGGACUUUGCCUAUCACACAUUGUUGAGUCCUUGUUCAACUUAUCAAAGGAGUACUCAACACCACCAGUAAGAGCGUCAUUGAAUAAGUUCUUUUCCCAAACGCCUCAGUCUCUUUCUCUGAUGAGAGAGCAGGAUGACAGCCAAAUGGUCAGUUUGUCUCACCAAGAUACACUAGUCUUGUCCCCUGAUGCUUUUCUGCCCUGA